Messenger RNA from Pygocentrus nattereri (red-bellied piranha), 2220 nucleotides. RefSeq names its product dysbindin domain-containing protein 1. Gene Ontology annotation, cellular component: cytoplasm. Gene Ontology annotation, biological process: negative regulation of protein kinase activity. The coding region runs from base 228 to 701 and encodes 157 amino acids. The transcript is spliced from 4 exons. NCBI's taxonomy places the organism in Eukaryota, Metazoa, Chordata, Actinopteri, Characiformes, Serrasalmidae. The record is from RefSeq and is a predicted model, not a curated record.
UCUCACUCUCCCCCUUUCUGGCAGGGAGCAGGCUCCGCUCACUGAAUGGCUGGGAGUGUUGAGGAUAGGAGGAUCACUAGGCAUAAAGAGCCUCACUGAUGCUUUGGUGGGAGUUGGUGCUCAUACUUACAGUCUCUCUCUUUGUUUCUUUCUCUCUGUGUGUAUUCUGAGUGCUCCACACCCAUGUUGCUGCUGUAGACAGCAGCUUCAGACUCUUGGCUUACUGGAUGGAGGCGCAGGGAGGGGCAGGUAGCCCAGAUCCCAACAAAGAUAUCCAGAGACUACUGAAGCCCUCCAGCUCAGGAGAACUAUCUAAAGAGCCUACCCAUCAUCCCCCAGGCGAGGAGGAGGGAGUUAUCCUGGGACACACAUCAGGGCUGCUGCAUGUCUCUGAGAGAAGACAGCCCCUGAGUAGUGUGUCUUCCCUGGAGGUGCACUUCGACUUGUUAGACCUGACAGAGCUCACAGACAUGUCUGACCAGGAGCUGGCUGAGGUUUUUGCUGAUUCUGAUGAAGAGAACUGCAACGAGUCACCUGCAAGUCACCACCACCAUCCCCCUCCGCUGCACCGGGGCGGCUAUAUGCGCUCUCCCUCAUGGACACGCUGCAGUAAGGGUGAGCCUACAAGGGACAGAAAGCACCACAGCGACUCAGACAGCGCUGACCCGCACCGCAAACUGGAGCGGCCCAAACAGCCCUGAGAACAGUAGCACACACUGGAAUGGCCCAAAGGAAACACAACACUGAAGGACAAACAAUGCUGGGCCACUUGGACAUACUGACCAAUGGUGCUAAAGACACUAAAUUGUGCUCUCCCUAUUGCAUCCAUAUGAACCAUAUAACUACAGAAGAUUAGGGAGAAAUACAGACUGAUACUGACAAAUAUCUAUGUCCACUUUGAGUUAGGCCUAUAACAUCUCAAGGGUGUACUUUUGACAGAGUACUGUGGCCACUUUUUUGGCAUUAUAGAAAUUCAGUUUAUCACAAUGUUGCAUAGGCAGAGAGGAGCUAAACUUUGAGAAAAGGCAAGAAAAAAAAGGCCAGAUCAAGAAGAACAGAGAAACCAUAUCAUUUUCAUCUGUUUUUGAGUGACAAGCAGAAAAAAAACUAAUCACUGUAUAAUUUAUUGCCUUUAAAAAGUAACAAUGAUCUACCACAAUGAGUGACUGUAAACAUGCACCAUUAGCAAGGCAGAGGAGAACCUAAGCAAAGCCUCUAGCUUGACUGUGUUGUGAGACAUGGAUUCCCAUAAACUCAGACCUCAGAUGCCAAGUUUUUCCACAAACAUUUCUUUCAACACUGUGUACUCCAUCAAUAACACAUUUUAAUCCUUCAGAAAAUAAAGAUUUACAAAAGCAAAUGGUUACAAAAUAAAUUUCCGGUUUCCAGGCAAAAAAUACUCUAUGAUACAUGAAGCUUUCUUUUAAUCUCUAGGCUUUGGAAAUUUAAAAUCCUAUCAGAUUUCAGCCCUGCACAAUAAGAAUUAUAUGAGAACUUUGAUCUGGUCUUUGUUGGGACUUGGGAUUCCUUAACUAAUGCUAAAAUCUCCAGAAUAUCAGAAGCAUUUCAGGUUUCAGGAGAACAAUGUCUGGGGUGUUCUGUGCAAAUGUGAAACCCGUUUUUAAAAAAUUACAUGAUUUUUUUUUUUUUUGCCAUUAAAAGCUGUUACUCUAAUGAAGCCUGUUGGUAAUUAGCCUAACAAUAUAAGCCAAUGUGUUGUUCCUGUUGUUGAAAAUACAAUUACCAUCAGUCAUCAGCAGAGACUUAAUACUGAGACCAUAGCAGUAAAUAAAAACAUAAUUGCUUUUUCUUGAAAACCAAAUUGUAAAGUUUCUCACUGCUAUAAUGACUAUACUGAGUUUAAAUGAAUCAAGCUAUUUUGUAUUGAUCACUUUUUUAAGUACAAUGCACAUUUUAGUGCUAUCUCAGCCCUUAAUGACCAGAGCUCAACACAUCACCUGCUUACAAGCACAUUCAUGUAUAUCAAUGAGAUGGAUCAGAGCAAAGAAAAUACUGCUGUGCAGCUAUUCAAGGAACUUCUCAGAGUAAGUUUGCUGUUCUGGGAUCACAUGAUAUCUUUUCCAUAAUACUGAAUAGAAUAACAUGAAACCUUAUAUUAAAUCAGUGCUACUAAUAUGAGAUGCUUGACAAAUAUGAAUGCAGGGAUUCGGAUAAAUAGAAAAAGAAAAAGAAAGAAAAACAAACAAACAAACAAAAAAA